GCUGCUGGUUUUAGAGCUUUUCCAGUUCAGAGUCAGUCCGCCUGUGGAUCUCACCAGCUUUCUCGGUGCUGCAACAACAGAAGAGCAGCCAUGCAGCCGGGGGACGGAGAUACAGGAGCGAGAGUCGGUUAGACAGAAAAGGAGACAACCGGCACCCUGAGAGACAAAAGGAGCGCGCGCUGCUGUUUGUGUGUGAGUGAAAGUUGUCGGCGCGGCGCCGCUGCUCUGCUCGCGGCUCUCCACUCCACUCUCCCCACUCCACUCCACUCCACUCCACUCCACUCCUCUCCUCUCCACUCCACUCCACUCUCGGAGCGAAACCUCACGCACUUCACACACUCACUCGGGGAAAAUGGGGGAGCAGCCUCUCUUUAGCACAAAGGCACACGUCUUCCAGAUUGAUCCAGCCACUAAGCGAAACUGGAUUCCUGCCAGCAAGCAUGCAGUCACUGUGUCGUUCUUCUAUGACGCCAGCAGGACUGUGUAUCGCAUCAUCAGUGUAGGAGGAACAAAGGCAAUUAUAAACAGCACUGUAACACCCAACAUGACCUUCACCAAGACUUCGCAGAAAUUUGGGCAGUGGGCAGACAGCAGAGCAAACACUGUGUAUGGAUUAGGCUUCGCUACAGAGCAGCAUCUUCAACAGUUUGCAGAACAGUUCAGAGAAGUCAAGGAAGCUGCACGGCUCGUGAGGGAGAAAUCACAAGAGAAGUUUGAGCUGAUCAGUCCUGGUUUAAACAUCGCUCCUCUACAGGGUCUGUCUGAAGAUCACCACUCUCCAACAGCACUUGUGUGUGUAAACGGUUCUGGGGAGGACAAGCUGUUUCGCAGCAAGAGUGCAGACCUCGAGCUAGCUUCAAAGAAGGAGCGUGUUAAGAAGAUACUUUCAGAAGGAUCGAUAUGUGAGACAGGCAUGGAGACCGAGCUGUUCACUCUGAGGGAGAGCAACACUAAGCUUGUCGCAGCCCUCCAUGAAGCCAACAGCAGCAUUGAACAGUGGAAGAACCAGUUCGCUGAGUAUCAGCAGGAGACGUACAGACUCCGAGACCAGGUGGCCGAGCUGGAAGAGCAAAGUGGAAAUGCUGCUUCGUUUGAGAAAAAGACUGAAGGUCUCUUCCGGUCUGUAGAAGAUAUGGAGGCCCUUCUAAAGGCUAAAGAUGAAGAAAUUAACAAGCUCCAGGGUAGGAAAUCAGACUUCCAGGAUUUGGAGAAGGAGAGGGAGGAGAUUAAUAAAAGAAUGCAGGAACUGGAGCAGAGGAAUUUUGAGCUGGAACAGCAAGUGCAGAAAGCGGAGCAGAGUCUGGCGUCUUCACUGAACGCACGGCAGCAGGCGGAGGGUGAAGUGCGGAAAGUCAUCGAAGUGCUGGAUGCCAAGAUCUUUGAUCUAAGCAGCUUGAGGCAGAGCCUGGCCAACUUUCUGGAUAAAUAGCAGCCAUCAGCUUGAAACGUCAGACUGCUGAGACAUGCAGGAAUGUAAUGAAGAAGCACUCCACUUAAUUCCUCUUAAACAUGCGUCAGCUACAGUGGUAUACAUUACUUUCUUCAAACCUCAGAAGAAAAUUGGUAAAGGUGCGCUUGGAUAGGAGAAUAUUCAUCUCUGUGCGCACUUAGGCCGUUCUCACCCAUUUAAAGCACAAUGUAAUUAAUGGUAGAUCACAACUUGGGAGUUAAGUUUUGCAUUAUGUAGUAAAAUGUGCAUAACUGGGAUUAAAUUAGGUGUCUUUUAAAUAUUGUAAUAGGUAAUAUAGUAUGUGCAUUGCUGAUAUCAUUUGUGCAUUAUAAACCAUUGAAUGAAUGAAUGAAAGGACAUGUACUGUAGUUACAAAAACACUAUACUACGUUAUAUAAAGAUGAAUUUGUAGCAAAAAUUGUUGUAACUCUUAUGGCAGUGUUAGUUCCUUCAGACUUGGCCAUAGAUAGUUUUCAACAAGAUGAUGAAACAAAACACGAAGCCAAUAAUUUACAUCGCCAUUCGCUUACCACUUAAAGUGGCAUGCGAAAGUUUGGGCACCCGUACUGAAAAUGUCUGUUACUGUGAAUAGUUAAGUGAGCAGAAGAUGAACUGAUCACCAAAAGGCAUAAAGGUAAAGACGAGACAUUUCUUUUCAGCGUUUUCUGCAAGAUUUGUGUAUUUUUUAAUUUUUUUUUUUGUACAAUUGGAGAGUGAAAAGGCGGCACGGUGGUGUAGUGGUUAGCGCUGUCGCCUCACAGCAAGAGGGUCCGGGUUCGAGCCCCGUGGCCGGCGAGGGCCUUUCUGUGUGGAGUUUGCAUGUUCUCCCCGUGUCCGCGUGGGUUUCCUCCGGGUGCUC
Neoarius graeffei (lesser salmon catfish) is the source of this 2309-nucleotide messenger RNA. It is a transcript of the gene homer3b, whose product is annotated as homer scaffold protein 3b. Lineage: Eukaryota; Metazoa; Chordata; Actinopteri; Siluriformes; Ariidae. The transcript is spliced from 9 exons. The record is from RefSeq and is a predicted model, not a curated record. Gene Ontology annotation, molecular function: G protein-coupled glutamate receptor binding. Gene Ontology annotation, cellular component: dendrite; postsynaptic density; plasma membrane. The coding region runs from base 353 to 1429 and encodes 358 amino acids. Gene Ontology annotation, biological process: G protein-coupled glutamate receptor signaling pathway; regulation of store-operated calcium entry.